Photinus pyralis (common eastern firefly) is the source of this 1182-nucleotide messenger RNA. Its product is annotated as inaD-like protein. The coding region runs from base 99 to 1142 and encodes 347 amino acids. The transcript has 9 exons. NCBI's taxonomy places the organism in Eukaryota, Metazoa, Arthropoda, Insecta, Coleoptera, Lampyridae. Gene Ontology annotation, molecular function: protein binding. The record is from RefSeq and is a predicted model, not a curated record.
CGAAGGAUACGUGCUAAAUCAGACGAAGCCUUGGAUGCUUUAGAUAUCGCGCUCGUAAUCGUUUACUGUAGAUAAUAAAUCGUGCCCCAUUUGCAAAAAUGAUGGAAAUGGUGUGGAGUUCAAGUAAAAUUGUUAAAUUGCAUCGCAGGGAUAACGAAAAAUUUGGGAUUAGUCUUAUUAUCGGAAAGAUUAAUAUAAAAACGCCUGGAAAUGAAACCCAAUCUGUUGUUGGAGUCUUUAUUAAGAGCAUUGCGCCAACGUUGAUUGACAAAGUUGAUUGUCAGGUUGGUGAUCGCGUACUGAAGAUUGGAGAUGUGGAGAUAGAAGCUAAUCAAGAGUCAGUCUUUAAAGCUACUCAGAAUUCAACUAAACCAGUACUUCUUACCCUACAAUCUUUACUUUUGCUGGUUCAAGAGAAAGCACCAGAUGACGAAAAAAAAGAAGAAACUAGGAUUGAAGAACCGAAGGAAUGUGCUGAUUACUCUCAAAUUAAUGGUACAGAAACCGAGGUACAGCAGCCUUCCGUAUCUUCACUGAAAAUUCCAUAUAAACCGCACCCCGAACCCAUGAUUCAUGAAGUAGAGGUUGCGGAAGAAGAAGAAGUAGUCGAUGAAGACGAAUCGGAAGAAGACGAAGAAGAAGACGAGGACGAAGACGAUUACAGUGACAAGCAAGUCGAUUAUUCUUGCAGUUCAGAUGAAAUACAAAAAAAGUACGCCAAAUUUGGAAAAACCGUAAUGAUGGUACAGUUAGAACGAGGUCAAAAGGGCUUAGGUUUAAGUCUUGCGGGACACAAGGAUCGUAACUGUAUGGCGGUGUUUGUUUGCGGUUUAAAUCCAAAUGGCGAAGCUUAUAAAAUGGGAGGAAUUGAAGUUGGCGAUGAAAUUUUGGAGGUGAAUGGUAUUGUACUGCAUGGUCGAUGUCAUCUGAACGCAUCAGCAAUUAUUAAAGGCCUAGCUGGACCGGUAUUUAAAAUAGUCAUAUUAAGACGCAAAGCUGCCAUUAACGAUAUUGCCGUCCGUCCUCUAACUCAAUUUCCAGUCACAUUGGAAGAAGAGGAGACGAAUGAAGAGCGAUUUUCCGGAUACCCCAACGUGAGAAACGUGGUUGUAGAAAAAGUAAGUAAAUAUUUAGCGCUCUAAGAAUAAAAUGAACUUCAUGAUGGAAUGUAGGUUACAGAAA